AUGAAAAGUGAUACCGGCGUUAUGAUAGGAGAGAAAUUACCAAAGUGGGCCAUCGAAAGAUACAGCCGGCAAAUCUUACUACCGGAUAUAGGAGUGAAAGGGCAGGAGAAAUUAAUGGAUGCAAAGGUUUUAAUAGUAGGGGCUGGAGGCUUGGGGUGCCCGUCUUCUGUGUACCUCGCUGGCGCUGGUGUGGGAGAAAUAGGCAUCGUGGACUAUGACACAGUAGACGUGACGAACAUACACCGUCAGAUAUUGCAUGGUGAAAGUGAUCAGAACAUUAGUAAAGUGGAGUCCGCUGCGAAUAGCUUGAGAAGUAUAAACUCAACGAUAAAAGUGGUUCCGUACAAUAUGGAGUUGACUCCUUCGAACGCUCUGGAACUGGCUGCAAAGUACGACAUUAUCCUCGACUGCACAGACAAUGUACCCACGAGAUAUAUGUUGAACGACGUCAGCGUGUUGAAUAAGAUGCCCCUGAUAUCCGGCAGUGCGUUGAAAAUGGAAGGGCAGCUCACUGUAUACGGAUACAGAGCGGAGAGGAAUCCGAAUGAAAAGGACAGUACGUACAGAGGCUCGUGCUACAGAUGUGUAUUCCCGACCCCGCCCCCCGCGGCCGCGGUCGGUAGCUGUUCCACUACCGGGGUCGCCGGCCCGGUGCCCGGGGCUAUAGGCACCCUACAAGCGCUAGAAGCUAUCAAACUGAUCGUAGGAAAGACACACGACAGCCUGCUAGUAGGCCGGAUGCUGCUGUUCGACGGUGAAGACAUGUCCUUUAGGAAUGUAAAACUCCGCGGUCGCAAUCCUGAAUGCGACAUAUGUUCAGAGAAUCCUAAAAUAACGAAGUUACUUGACUAUGAAGUGGUGUGUCGGAUGCAGUCAAAGGAAAAGGAUUUAAACCUCCACAUCCUACCACCUAAGAACCGUAUAUCAGCCACACAGCUAGCCGACACGCUUAGACAGACAAACAAACACCUAUUAGUCGAUGUCCGGAGCGAGUCAGAGUUCGACAUGUGUAAACUAGAUGGCGCUGUCAACUAUCCGCUUGAAAAGUUACAUCGGAACAAUCUGGAUGAGCUUUUGAGGCAAACACAAAAUUUUAUUUCAGUAACAUUCAUAUGCAGAAGAGGCAACGAUUCUCAAAUCGCAGCUAAGAAGGUUCUAGAUCUUCUAGAAGAUGAACACAAAGAGAAGAUAACAGAUCUGACGGGAGGAUUACACGCUUGGUCGAAAUACGUGGACGGGGAGUUCCCUGUAUACUAGUGAUGCCAUCUAUUGGCGGUUUUUGUUAUUUGUGCAAUAAAUUUCCUUUCUGUUUGGUUA
Messenger RNA from Melitaea cinxia (Glanville fritillary), 1317 nucleotides. RefSeq names its product adenylyltransferase and sulfurtransferase MOCS3 (gene Uba4). The record is from RefSeq and is a predicted model, not a curated record. The coding region runs from base 1 to 1257 and encodes 418 amino acids. Gene Ontology annotation, cellular component: cytoplasm; cytosol. Lineage: Eukaryota; Metazoa; Arthropoda; Insecta; Lepidoptera; Nymphalidae. Gene Ontology annotation, biological process: tRNA wobble position uridine thiolation; protein urmylation. The transcript is spliced from 10 exons. Gene Ontology annotation, molecular function: URM1 activating enzyme activity; adenylyltransferase activity; thiosulfate-cyanide sulfurtransferase activity.